UACGUUUUGACAGAGUAUUGGUCACCAUGAGCAGUCUGCUGUAGCUCUAGCAUCUCGUCGUCGUCAGUUGCUGUUGCUGCGGAGCCAUGCUGUUCCUGACACUCAGCACCUUCCUCCUCUAUAGCGUGCAGUGGAUCAGCCAAACAAUACGCUACCAGCGCUACGCGCGCGUCAUGCAGCGUGUAUUGCGCGGGGCCAGUGUGCUGGUGCAACGCGCCGCAGCUGCCCGCACGGGGUACCUGAUCUCCACCUCGCUGCUCAAGGAUGCGGCCGCUGUGACGGAGAGGACUGAGAUGGAAGACGAUUUCAUUCGCCUGUCCAGUCUGGGGCCUGUGCAAGAGGUUGACCUCAGCUCCUGGACCUCUUACCUGGACGCUCCCUCGCGCUGCGCCAAACCCAAGGACGUCUGCGUCAUGAUGGAGGCCCGGCGACCGCGGAACCUCGACUCCUUCGCCAAACUCGAACAGAAGGUGGCCCCGGCAUACCGUGUGCAUGCCCUGGCCCAUGCUAGCCCCAUGGCCUGGAAGACUGCCGAGCCUUUCGGCAUCAUCCUCCACUGCAGCCUGCCCAACCUGGUCAUCCUCACAGACGCCUUCGGACAGGGACGACUCACGCUGGACGAGGAUCUCGAGCUUAUCGGCCUCGUCACGGUCAAGACAGUCGGAUGUGCCCAGAACCUGGUGUCACCCAUGGGGUCCUGUCUGCCCCUUGCUGAUGUCACAGGUCACGACGAAGGUCAAGGUGUUGCCUCAAAGUCGCCGAAGGGAGAUGUUACUGGAGGGGUCGCAGGUCAAGGUCAAGGUGAUGAAGUACCCUCCACGAGAGCGAGGCCGCUGCAGCCCUCCGACAGGGAGACAACUACACAGCUCCAUCCUGUUUCGACUUCUACGCCAGAGGACAAGUUGAUAAACGGGGCAUCUUCCAUUGCCUCGGAGAAAGAGACUGCAUCAAAUGGAUCCAGCAAACAAUUAGAAAUUGGAAAGAUCAGUGAAAUGAUAAAGCAGAAGUUUUCCCUUUCUGCCUCAGAAGCCCAACCAGCUCCGUCGUCAUCAAGGUCUGGAGCUAGCGGUAACCAUGACGACAAAGCCUCCAGGGGCGGGAGCGACCAGCCUCGUGCGUCGUCCAAACCGCCCAACAUUCUGGUGUACUGUGGGGUCAAGGACACGGCCCGGAGGUUCCAGCAGGUCAAGUUGAGUCUGGAGGCGUGUGUGAACACGGAGGCUUACACCAUCUACCACCUGACCCAUGAGUCUCUCCUCGCCGACCCGUGGCGCGACAACGCCGCUUUGUUGGUCGUUUCCUUUUGUCCUCAGCUGAGCAGCGAGGUUGAGGAGGUGGUGGCCGACUACAUUCGCUCAGCCGGGGGGAACGUCCUCAGCUUCAGCAGCUCUCUCGACUCGCUGUUCGCUCACCGUGAGGAAUUGGAGAAAGUGGCCGGUGAGGGGCUGGUCACUCUCAGACUCGACGACACUUCGCAGACGGUCACUUCAGUCCGCGGCUGCUACUGUUACAGUAAUCUCGCCAGCGGCUCGGAAGUGUUGGUGCCCUAUGAAGGGGGUGGGGUGACGUCGGAGGAGGGUUCUUCAGCAGGGUCGGAGGUCGUGUCGGGGCCGGUCAUCUCACUGACGGGUCUGCUGCAGAAAGACGAUGACAAGAAAGAAGACGAUGACCGCAGCGGCAAGUGCGCACAGGCGGUUGUGGUCAAGACACGCAGCGACAGCGGGGGCGUCGUCGUUAUGUCUCAGUUGUUGGUGGAGAGAGACCCCACAGAGUACGCCUCUGACCCAGAAUCCUUCGCCGCCCUGAAGCGCUCCAACACGGAGCGUCUCGCCAUCUUGACACGCCUGUUGUCUGCCCUUGACAUCGACACGGGCGCCGGACCUGUGCCCAGCCUCACUUCCUGUUACAUGCUAGCGCAACGCCUGGGUCUCCGAGAACUUUUCCAGGGCCUGUACCAGAACCGGCUGACCACAGAGGGCGUGCUCAAAUCAAGGUCACUGUCGCUCAAGUUUGUGAACGGCCAGGACAAAACGCUGGCCAGUACGAGCCUGUUGCCGGUGGUGACAGACGCCGACUCCAAAGUGGACACGGCUUUCUUCGACAUGCAGACGUACUGGCGGCACCUGGGCACGUCCUGGAUGGGUCAGAUCGUGUUCUACACAGACGUCAUCACCUCUACCAUGACCGUGUUUGACGGUUUGCUGUUUUCCAUCCCGAAGGACGUGGGCGUCAUCGCGAUUGCUGGUCGGCAGACCAGUGGGCGAGGUCGGGGCGGCAACGCGUGGCUGAGCCCCACCGGCUGUGCCAUGUUCACGCUGCCGGUCAGGCUUGACCUCCUGUCAGAACUGGGUCAGCGUGUGUCCUUCCUGCAACACCUGGUGGCUGUGGCCGUGAUCCGUAGCGUGUUGGAGACGCCCGGGUAUCAGCACCUGGAGCUGAAGCUGAAGUGGCCCAACGACAUCUACUACGGGCGAGAGAUGAAGCUGGGCGGGGUCCUGGUCACCUCCACCGCCAUGAACUCUGUCGUGUACGCCACCAUCGGCUGUGGCUUCAACGUCUCCAACAGUAACCCGACCAUCUGCCUCAAUGACAUCAUCCGACAGUACAACAUGGCGCACCCAGGCGAGCCCGACCUUGAGCCCAUGACCUCGGCGCAGGUGAUCGCGGGCACCAUGACGGUGUUGGAGCGUCUGCUGACCCAGUUUGAGCGCGAGGGCUAUGAGCGGUUUAAUCAGCUGUAUUACAGCCACUGGCUACAUGGUUACAAGACCAG
This is a messenger RNA of Aplysia californica (California sea hare), 2773 nucleotides long. RefSeq names its product biotin--protein ligase. Gene Ontology annotation, biological process: protein modification process. The record is from RefSeq and is a predicted model, not a curated record. Gene Ontology annotation, cellular component: cytoplasm. Gene Ontology annotation, molecular function: biotin--[biotin carboxyl-carrier protein] ligase activity. Lineage: Eukaryota; Metazoa; Mollusca; Gastropoda; Aplysiida; Aplysiidae.